CCUGCUUUUCAUUUAGAACUUGAACGCAGCUUGACUGUCGUUGCACAGGAAAGCUGAACAUGGCGUCCGGGCAGCAGUGGGUGUUGGUGGAAAUGGUGCAGGCGUUUUAUGAGGCUCCUGCCUAUCACCUGAUCCUGGAGGGGAUUCUCAUACUGUGGAUCAUCAGGCUUCUGUUCUCCAAGACGUACAAACUUCAUGAGACGUAUAAACUCACAGAGAAGGAAAAGGAGGAUCUGAUUGAGGAGUGGCAGCCAGAGCCUCUCGUUCCCCCUCUGUCCAAGGAGCAGCCGUCCCUAAACUAUGAUGUUGUCACCGGACCUCCCAGCCACAAAAUCAUAAUCAAUGGAAAAGAGUGUGUUAACUUUGCAUCAUUUAACUUCUUGGGUCUCCUUGACAAUGAGCGGGUUAAGCAAAAGGCCUUGGCCUCACUCAAGAAAUAUGGUGUGGGCACAUGUGGUCCAAGAGGCUUCUAUGGAACCUUUGAUGUUCACCUGGAGUUGGAGAGCCAUCUGGCCAGAUUCAUGAAGACAGAAGAGGCCAUUAUCUAUUCGUAUGGCUUUGCAACCAUUGCUAGUGCAAUCCCUGCCUACUCCAAGAGGGGUGACAUCAUCUUUGUGGAUGAGGCCGCCUGCUUCUCCAUCCAGAAGGGUCUUCAAGCGUCCCGCAGCUUUAUCAAAUACUUCAAACACAACGACAUAAAGGAUCUGGAGAGGCUGCUGAAGGAGCAGGAGCUGGAGGACCAAAAGAAUCCUCGUAAAGCUAGAGUGACCCGGAAGUUCAUUGUUGUGGAGGGGCUGUACAUCAACACCGCGGACAUCUGUCCUCUACCCAAACUGGUGGAGCUGAAAUACAAGUACAAGGUGCGGAUCUUUCUGGAAGAGAGCCUGUCUUUUGGUGUAUUGGGAGAACAUGGCAGAGGAGUAACAGAACAUUUUGGGGUCAAUAUCGAUGACAUCGACUUGAUCAGCGCUAACAUGGAGAAUGCUGUGGCCUCCAUUGGAGGCUUCUGCUGCGGACGCUCCUUUGUCAUUGACCACCAGCGUCUUUCAGGUCAGGGCUACUGUUUCUCUGCGUCCCUGCCUCCCAUGUUGGCUGCUGCUGCCAUCGAGGCCCUCAACAUCAUGGAGGAGGAUCCAGAUAUUUUUGCUGUCCUGAGGGAAAAGUGCAAACAGGUGUACAAGGCUUUACAGGGAACUCAAAGGUUGAAGUUAGUGGGAGUGCCAUUUUCCCCGGCUCUUCACUUACAGCUCGAGAGAAGUUCUGGCUCCAGAGACGCUGACAUGCUGCUGCUCCGCUCCAUUGUAGAUUACUGUUUGGAAAGAGGUUUGGCUCUGACCCUUGCACGCUACUUGGAAAAAGAGGAGCGCUUCCUCCCCCCACCAAGCAUCAGAGUGGUGAUCACCAUCGAACAGACAGAGGACGACAUCCAGAAAGCUGUGUCCUGUAUCCGAGAGGCAGCAGGAACCAUCCUGAAAUGACAAUGUAAUGAUUUUGAGUGCUAAGAGACGCCAGAGAUUUACCAGGACCUCACUGGACUGGUAUGACUUCACUCUGAGGAGGACACUCCUGACCAAAUGGUCUCACACGACUUUGUUUGUCUCUUUGAUUCAUUGCCUUUGUUCACAUUUCAACUACAUGUACCACGUUUGUAUGUUGUUCUGAAUGUAAGCAUGGGUCUUCUGGCAGCAGUUGUUUCUCUGCUAUCACUAAACGUGAUCUUCACUGACCAAAUGAGUUGUUGCUUUUUAUGUACUGACCAAGGGGGAAGCAUUGCACUCAUUAUUAAGGUCAAAUUCUGCAGUCUGAUAGGACAUGAACUGUACACAAUGGUUGAUUUAUUGUGCCACCAGUUGUUUAAUAGACAUUGCUUUUUACUACUGGAGUUUAUUUUGUCCUCUGUUAUUUAGUUUGUAUUAUUUUCUUGAUGGGAAUUUCAUUUCCAACACAACUAUAAUUAAAUGUAAAUUUAUGCCAUAAA
Messenger RNA from Platichthys flesus (European flounder), 1978 nucleotides. It is a transcript of the gene sptlc1, whose product is annotated as serine palmitoyltransferase, long chain base subunit 1. Gene Ontology annotation, biological process: ceramide biosynthetic process; sphingosine biosynthetic process. NCBI's taxonomy places the organism in Eukaryota, Metazoa, Chordata, Actinopteri, Pleuronectiformes, Pleuronectidae. Gene Ontology annotation, cellular component: endoplasmic reticulum. The record is from RefSeq and is a predicted model, not a curated record. The coding region runs from base 60 to 1478 and encodes 472 amino acids. The transcript is spliced from 15 exons. Gene Ontology annotation, molecular function: pyridoxal phosphate binding; serine C-palmitoyltransferase activity.